Messenger RNA from Mucor mucedo, 3082 nucleotides. RefSeq lists its product as uncharacterized. The transcript is spliced from 3 exons. The record is from RefSeq and is a predicted model, not a curated record. NCBI's taxonomy places the organism in Eukaryota, Fungi, Mucoromycota, Mucoromycetes, Mucorales, Mucoraceae. Bases 71 to 3082 code for a protein of 1003 amino acids.
CUCUCUCUUCUUCUUCUUUUUUAUAUAUAUUCUUUUUAUUUUUAUUUUCUGUUGUAUAUAUAUAUAAACUAUGACAACAACACUACCCGAGAACGAUGGCACGAAUGCAUCAUGGUUAAAACAGCGUUCUUCGUUAUUCAAUAAUAAUAGCAGUAAACCCACCAAAGUCGUGGAUAAAGAAUUAGCACGAUUAAAAAAUAUGGGUGUUUCUUCUGUCUGGUCAAAUAAAUUUGUAAAACAAGAUACAGGAGGUACAGUUAGCCCUCGUCUACGUCGCUCACUUACUUCCCCCGUAUCACCCAAAUCUCCCGUCUUUAAUACAGCAGGUCGUACUCGUACUUUAUCCGCUGCAUCCUCAAAGACAGACGACGACAGUAGUAAUCCUUUAGGUUAUCUCUCCAAAGCUUCCGUCUCAAGUCUCGACUUGAACGAUUCAAAUACCAAUCUUCAUCGUCUAUCUUCUGCAAGAUCAUCACUCACUUCCUUUUCUAGUCGUCCCACUUCACCCUCGAUUGAACCACGACGCAAAUCUUCCACCACUACAUCUACUAUUACAUCAGCUACUGCACCCACUACUGCACCCGCUGCUGCACCCACUACUACACCCAUCACUGCACCCACUACUACACCCAUCACUGCACCCACCACCGCAGUAUCAUCACCAGCACCAACACCAUCAUCAGCAGUUAUCAACACUCCUGCAAAAACUGUCACAAGUAUCGAUGAAGCCGCCUCUCUUUGGUUCCAAUGUGAGACCUUGAAAACGCAAAACGCUCAAAGUAAUGCGCGUCUCACAAAAGCCAACCAAGACAUUGAUUUCUAUAAGCGUCAGUUGGAACAAACCGGCGAGUUGGCUCGUCAAGCUACCCACCUUCAGCAAAAGAAAGAGGAGGAAGAAGUGGUUACCGAAAAGGUGGUUGUACCUGAUAAUAUCGAUGAAGCUGCCUCUCUUUGGUUCCAAUGUGAGACCCUCAAGACACAAUUUGCUCAAAAUAAUGCUAAAUUAAACAAGGCCAAUGAGGAUAUUCAGUUCUUUAAACGUCAGUUGGAACAAACUGGAGAGUUGGCACGUCAAACUGUUGCAGUCGAAACUGUUGCUCCUGCUGCUCCUGCUGCUGCCGUGGUCACUCCUCCUACUAAAGAUGUGGAUGAAGCUGCUUCUCUUUGGUUCCAGUGCGAGACGCUCAAGACACAGUUUGCUCAGAAUAAUGCCAAAUUAAACAAGGCGAAUGAAGAUAUCGAAUUCUACAAACGUCAGUUAGAACAAACUGGAGAGUUGGCACGUAAAGCUACCGAAGUGACAGGAGAAUUAGCACGCGAAGCAGCUGCCAAGGAAAGUAAAGCCGAGGAAACCAAGGCCAAUGAAGCGGCUUCUUUAUGGUUUCAAUGUGAGACACUCAAGACGCAAUUUGCACAGAGUAAUGCUAAAUUAAAUAAGGCGAAUGAAGAUAUCGAAUUUUACAAGCGCCAAUUAGAGCAUAACGGGGAGCUUGCACGUCAGGGAGCAGCAGCGGUAGCCGAGGACAAGGAACGUGAAAGUCUGCGUGUGAGACAAUUAGCGGAAUUGAUUGUGAAGCAAGAUAAACUAUUGGGCGAGUACGAAGUGCAUUUGGACGAUCUGACUCGCAUCACCAAUGAAUCUGUCUAUGUAGGGGAAACCCAGGCGGAAAUGGACAAGUUGCGACAAGAAGUCUCGGCCCUGAACAAGCAAAAGCUCAUGAUGGAGGGUUCGAUUGCCGCUUUACGUGCGGAAUUAGAAAUGAGUCAAAGUCAGAUGCGAUUGAUGAUGCUUGUCUCCACCGAAAUUCAAAACGAGUUUGAUCUUUACAAGGAAAAGAUUCAGACGGAUAUCAAACGUUUAUUGUUAAAGAAGCAGGAGGAACAUGAAGCUCAAAUGAAGGAUCUGCGUCAAGGUUUGGGGCUUACACCUGAAGUGGUAGUGGAGGAUACCGCGGUUCAUCAGGAGUUGGUGGAUUCGCUUCGUCAGCAAGUAAAUACCUUAACCGAGGCUCUACAGGAGAAGGAAAAGGCACUCAUCACGAGGGAUGGAGACUUAGAAGCCAAGGAACGUGAUUUAGUAAAAGCUAAGCAAAUUCAAGAGACCACCGUCAUUGAAAUGGAAAACAGGCUCAAGAACCAAAAAAUGGCCAUGGAUGCAGAAAUGAUGAAGUUGAAUCAAACCAUUUUGGAAAAGGAUACUCUCUUGAUGGAAUUCAUGAGUAGCCGUAACAACAGUCGUGAAGUCAUUUCUGCAGCGGCUUCCAUGUCCUCCCCAACUACUACUAGCUCUGUCGUACCCGCGGCUGCAGUCACCAACACCUACUAUCACCAAAAUGAAUCCCGUCUCCAGAUCAACCAAGUGCGUGACUACAUGUUCUCAUCGUCGGAGGAUGAAGAGGAAGAAUCAGAGGUGCUCAUGAUGAGUUACAGUACCGAUGAAGAAGAACUCGCUCCUCAACAACAUUACCACCAUGUCUUGAACGCUUCCAAUAGUACACCUCAAAGUCCUGCUGAUACCAUUUCCUCUGCUAUUAGUUUCGAUUCCGAUGAAGAAGAAGAAAAGAUUGCAGAAAUUAAGCACUUUUCUUAUUCGUCAGUCCAAUCCCAAUCCACAAGACCUGUUUCGUACCUUAGUACCACAAGUUCCAUGGCGUCUGGCACAGAAGAGAUGGAGCAUGGACAACGUUCUAAUGUGAGAAAUAGUAGUCGUAGUUCCAAGGAAUUGAAGACAGCUAGCUGGCCUAUGCCACCUCCUACACCACCUCCAUCAGAACCUUUGCCUCCUGUUCCUAUGCCUGUAUCUGCCGAAAUACCUCCUCCUCGCCGUGCAAGAUCCAAGACAAUGGCGCGUGAUGAAGCACCCAACAUGUCCAUGUAUACUACCUCUGUCCAUCAAGAUAACCAAUUACCUCGUAUCAUGCCUAUCGAAAGAGAAGCACCCAUUGCUCCACCUCGUCCCAAGAAUCUGGGCACAUUGGAUACCAAGCAACAUACCAAAUGGAUGGAUGAUCCCGAAAGUGAAGAAGAUGAGUUAUGGUGUGAAGCAAAUGCAACUCCUAAACAAACAACUGCUGAAUGGUAA